Messenger RNA from Neurospora tetraspora, 942 nucleotides. RefSeq lists its product as uncharacterized. The record is from RefSeq and is a predicted model, not a curated record. Lineage: Eukaryota; Fungi; Ascomycota; Sordariomycetes; Sordariales; Sordariaceae. Bases 1 to 942 code for a protein of 313 amino acids. The transcript is spliced from 7 exons.
AUGCGCACCUGUGAUUGUUACGGUAAGUUUGGUAUCGGCGACGUAUCGGUAGCUACAUUGUCAAACAUGGUACGUUACGUUACAUGGUUGUAUCAAACAAGCGUCCAGUUCAUCUGUUCACGUUUCAUCUUCAUCAUUCUCUGGGAGAUCCGUAGAAGAUAUCGUAAGGUGCAAGAUAGAUAUACGAACAUAUUGAACCAGCAUGAAGUGCCUAUCGACCUACCUACUACCUACCUACCUCCUACACUGAUAUGGGGCAUGGACAACCACGGCCCACGCGACACUCCCAAUCCCACACCCAGAAGCUCCCUUCGCCGGCUCCCUCGGUGUCAUUUUUACCAAAAGCUUCACUGGCGACGUCGCUACAUCAGAGUCACCAACGCCACGACUAAUCGCACAUCGAAUGCGACAAUCCCGGCCGACCUUCAUGUGACGCUGUUGGUCGGCAAGAAGACCGGAGCUCGGGGGGAAGAAUUGUAUCUCCAAGGACACAUCUACAUCGAGACUGUCCAAAGGCCCGGAAGUGACGACGAAGAGGAAUGGGAGUAUGUUUACCUGGCGGACCCCUCCCGCCGCCAAUACCCCAAGCCUGGCGAGCCGCCCGUCUCGGAGGAGUGGUGGCUCACCGAAAACACCCACAAGGGACACAUUUACUUACAAAAGAUUCUUCGAGGCGACGGAAGCAACAAGGAAGAGUACGACCUGGCAUACCUCGCCGACCCAUCCACCAGGAGGGAUGUCAACAGAAUCGAGAGGCCCGCCAGCGAGGAAAGUUGGUACUGCCCGAAGGUAUACAAGCUGUCUUCGGGACCGGCGCCGAUCUUGGCCUUGGCUAGUAACGGAACCGACUGUGGCCGUGGCGGUGCGCAGUCAUCAACGACCAUCCGAAGCGACCAAAGUAACCCCGACCUCAAAGCACCUCCAAUCUGCUUCAACAACUAG